This is a messenger RNA of Cariama cristata (Red-legged seriema), 1743 nucleotides long. It is a transcript of the gene IFNLR1, whose product is annotated as interferon, lambda receptor 1. Gene Ontology annotation, molecular function: protein binding. The transcript is spliced from 7 exons. Bases 1 to 1743 code for a protein of 580 amino acids. The record is from RefSeq and is a predicted model, not a curated record. NCBI's taxonomy places the organism in Eukaryota, Metazoa, Chordata, Aves, Cariamiformes, Cariamidae.
AUGCCUUUGCCGCACAACUCGUCCUACAGACCUACAUACGCCAGGGAGAAAGGAGAGUCGGGCAGAAGAACUGCCAAAGAGACAAACGUUGUCCGAGGUCAUGCUCAACCUCCUCCUCCUCCACAAAAUGUUACGCUAUUGACAAAGGAUUUUGACAUGAUUUUGACCUGGACUCCAGGAGAAGGCUCUCCACCAAAUGUGACAUACACUGUGAGGUAUGAAAGCCAGGAACGCAUGGACAAAUGGAUAAAGGUUCCUCAUUGCAAAAAUAUUCACAGAACCUCUUGCAAUCUGACUUGUGUGCUUCCAAACUUAUUUGUUAAAGUCCGGGCUCGAGUAAAAGCUGUUUCUGGACGAUUCCAGUCACCAUGGGUAGAAUCAGAAUCCAAGGAAUACUAUUUGGAUGUGGAACUCGCUCCCCCAGUGCUAAACGUGAAUAUCAAGGAGAACUUAAUGCAUGUGAAUGCCUCCUUCCCUUUGGCCACCUGCGUGGAGAGUUUCUUUUGGAUGUAUGACUUGAACCUUUGGAAAGCUGGAUCUGAAGACAAGAAGCAAUACGAAGGUAACUUUAAGCAGUAUACAGUGACUAUCGAUACCACUGCACUUAGAGGCAACUACUGUUUAAGUGCCAGAUCUUCCUUCCAAAGCACUGACUUCAAGUACAGCAAAUUCUCCCAACCAGUGUGUGUGCUGUUAAACCAAAAAGUGCAAUGGAAGUCCCUGUUUUCUGCCAUGAUCCCUGUGUUUGUCCUCCCCAUCUUUCUGACAAGUGCCUUCAUCACCUGUUUGCUGAAACAAGAUGCUAAGCGAAAGAAGAUGCCUCAUACUUUGAAUUUAUCUCAUUUAAAAGCUGCUGGACCAGCCUUUCACUGUGAGCUCAGCGAAAAGGAAUUCUUCAGUGACUCUCUUACCUGCACAGAGAAGCCAGCGUCACAAAGGAAGACAAACACAGCUUUAGCAAGAAACAACCUACCAUGGAUGGGUUCUUUCUUCUCAUCAUCAGAGGAGGAGGAGGAGAAGGAAGAGGAAGAAGACAGCAGUACUUUCAUCCCAUACACUGAAAUGCCUCAGUUCCCAAAGAGGCAUCUCAACUGUCAACCAUCCAGAACAGCUCAGGGGGAAACUGGCUCAGACUCCGGAUCUGGAGGUCUCUCUGUGGAUAGUGAAUCUGUGCCUGACCUAAGUACCUUGGGUUUCUCUUUCUUUCCAAUGAGAAAGAAUGAGGUGGACACCUCAGGAUCCCAAGGAGAUGAGAAGGCAUCCCUCUCUCGCAGUUCCUCUUUGGGAAUAAUAUCCCUCACUGAUGUGGAAUUCCCAGGUCCCAGGGAACAUGGACAGCAUGAUACAGACAGGGAUGAAUGCCUGGAUGUGACCUCUCUUCAAACACCGAUGGAGGGGAUUUGUGCCAAACUUCCAGCCGAUGAGCACGGCCUGCAUAGGAAGGCUCAUCAUUUCACCAAGUGUUACCAGAAACCAACAGUUGGUCAGCAUGUCCAGAUCGGUGAGCUAUCACAGCUCAGUGAGGAUCCCAGCACUGAGCUGCUCAUUUCCUUUCAGGCAUUACAGGUGGCAGAAGACGAAGGCAUUGCAAGUGACUGUGACAGCGAUAACCUUACGGAAGGGACACCUCCCGCAUCCACGGUGCUAAGUGACACAUUUGAAACUUUAAAUAUGGAGGAAAAAUAUGAUCAAAAAUUUAAAUUCAAAGGCCACAAGCACACAUCUUACAUGGGAAGGAGCUAG